Messenger RNA from Quercus robur (English oak), 1681 nucleotides. Its product is annotated as probable pectinesterase/pectinesterase inhibitor 51. The coding region runs from base 2 to 1669 and encodes 555 amino acids. Gene Ontology annotation, molecular function: pectinesterase inhibitor activity; pectinesterase activity. Gene Ontology annotation, biological process: cell wall modification. The record is from RefSeq and is a predicted model, not a curated record. Lineage: Eukaryota; Viridiplantae; Streptophyta; Magnoliopsida; Fagales; Fagaceae. The transcript is spliced from 2 exons.
CAUGACCAUGACCAUGAGGUCCACUAGUCUCUUCUUCUUCUUCCUUUCCCUCCUCUCUCUCUCCUCUGCCUCGAACCAUGACCAUUCAACCUCCAACACCAAUGCCGCACCUACACCUCCCUCUUCUAUCCAACAACUCUGUAAAGCUGCUACUCGGUUCCCUGAUCUAUGCGUGAGCUCGUUAUCCAAUUCCAAACAACUCCCUCCAAACCCAACUCCUCUCCAGCUCAUCUACUCAUCACUCUCUGUCACCUCUGAAACUGCCCGUACAGUCCAAUCAAAGGUGAACGACAUUAUAAACUCCGCCGCAGGGGACCAAAACCGCACAAGAGCCUCGAACAACUGUCUUGAAGCUCUCAAAAGUUCACUAUACCGGAUCUCUAUUACCACCAAUGACGCUCUCCCACGCGGCAACCUCAAAAGCGCUAGAACUUGGAUGAGCGCUUCUCUUCUUCACCAUACCGACUGCGCCUCAGCUCUCACGAAAGUAAACGACACGAAGUUGGUGACCGAGACGCUUUCGCUGGUGGACUCGUUAAUAAACAUUACGAGCAACGCGCUGAGCCUGUUGUUUUCGUACGAUCAUUUCGGAAACAACACCGCUUCGUGGAUUCUGCCGAGGACCGAGCGUGAUGGGUUUUGGGGGCCAGUGAAGAAGUCUGGAAUUGCGGGGUUUAAAGGCGGAGUUCCAGCAAACUUGAAGGUGGACGUGACGGUGAGUAAGGACGGAAGGAAUCGGUCUUAUAAGAUGGUGCAAGAUGCGGUGAACGCAGCGCCCAACAACACCGCUGAUGGAAAGAGGUUUGUGAUAAGAAUUAAGGCAGGGGUUUAUGAGGAGAUAGUAAGAGUUCCGUUGGAGAAGAAGAAUGUCGUGUUUUUGGGAGAUGGGAUAGGUAAAACGGUCAUUACAGGCUCUUUGUAUGUGGGCCUGCCUGGGAUUUCUACCUCUUCUAGUGCUACAGUUGCCGUUCUUGGCGAUGGAUUCAUGGCCAGUGGUAUCACAUUCCAGAACACAGCCGGUGCUGAUAAAGACAACCAAUCCCACCAAGCAGUAGCCUUCAAAUUAAGCAGUGAUUUUUCUGUCAUUGAAAACUGUGAAUUCCUAGGCAAUCAAGAUACUCUUUUUGCUCAGACACUCCGCCAAUUCUACAAAUCAUGCCGCAUCGUAGGCAACGUGGAUUUUGUUUUUGGAAACGCUGCGGCUUUUUUCCAAGACUGCCAAAUCAUAGUCAAACCUCGGCAAGCUGCUCCAGAAAAAGGAGAAAAGAAUUACAUGACUGCACAUGGCAGAACAGACCCUGCCCAAACAACAGGUUAUGUUUUUUAUAAUUGUUUGAUUAACGGCACCGAGGAAUACAUGAAGUUGUACCAUGGCGCUAGCAAACCUGAAAUACACAGCAAUUUCUUGGGGAGGCCAUGGAAGGAGUACGCCAGAACAGUUUACAUACAAAGCAGCUUACAAGAACUUGUUUCACCACAAGGCUGGCUGCCAUGGAAUACCGACGAUUUUGCCUUGAAAACGCUUUAUUUUGGGGAAUUUCAGAAUUCUGGACCGGGUUUUACUCCACCCCGAAGGGUAAACUGGAGUAACCAAAUUCCUGCACAACAAGUUCAAACAUAUUCCGUUGAGAAUUUCAUUCAAGGAGAUCUGUGGAUUCCAUCAUCCUAAUAAUUUUUUUUU